Molecule: messenger RNA, 1733 nt
Organism: Sphaeroforma arctica JP610
Lineage: Eukaryota; Ichthyosporea; Ichthyophonida
Exons: 3
Coding region: 309-1220 (303 amino acids)
Biological process (GO): mitotic cell cycle phase transition; regulation of cyclin-dependent protein serine/threonine kinase activity
Cellular component (GO): nucleus; cytoplasm; cyclin-dependent protein kinase holoenzyme complex
Molecular function (GO): cyclin-dependent protein serine/threonine kinase regulator activity
Source: RefSeq, a predicted model, not a curated record
GAACGAAAUGAUUGAAUUAUCCAUAGCCUUCAUGUCAUAGGUUAUGCACUCUUUACAUAUAUACGAGAUGAGUAGCCGUCGUUUAGUUCUUCCUGCAGUUCGCCACGAACUUGCACACUGCUUUCUGAAACUAUCCUAAGCCAAGCUAUCUGUAGCUCACACCCUAUGCUGUUAUAGAGGUCAGCAUACCUUAGUCUUUCACAAUAAUCUAAAAGCGAUAAUAUCAAGAAGUAUAAAACUACUAUUUGUUCUGGAUUGGUACGAUAUACACAUACAUACAUUUACAUACAAGACACAAACUAAUCACAAUGGCCGUAGGAAGUACCGCGGUUGCCCCUGGGCGCCGUUUCUCGCCUACUGGAACACAAACAGUUGUGAUCAAAGAAAAGUUGCGAUCAUGCAACUCCAAGCCUUUGAAGAUCACACGCACAAGUACAUUCGGAUUGAGUUCGCAGUUUAAGCACCUUUCCGUAGACAGUUUUGAACAGCUUACAAGACCGGAAGGGUCUAAAAUGCUGUUCAACAUCUGUGAAAAGCAGACACAGUUCCUAGCCAACCCACAGUACCUCACAAGAGUACAAAAGGGGGACAUUGAGGAAGGCAUGCGACGUGAUAUUGUUGAAUGGAUGUACAAGUUGAACGUGCACUUCGAGUACUUGCACGAAACAUUCGCUGUUGCUGUCAACUUGUUUGACCGAUUUCUGAGUCAGGUCAAAGUUAAACCCCUUCACCUGCAGUUGAUAGCCGCCACAUCUCUGCUGCUGGCUGCCAAGAUACAGGAGGCCUGGAACACACACCCCGCAUAUAAUGAUCUAGUGCCUGCCGGUAACUACUCGUUCUCUGCGUGUGAUCUGCAGAAGAUGGAAAAGCUUAUAAUCACAAAGUUGAGUUGGAACUUGAAUCCCGUCACCCCGCAUGUGGUGUUGCAUCAGCUGAUGCGCUUUGUGGGGAUGAAGAAUGAAAGUGCACGCGCUAAGGUGAUCGAGGAAGGAGAGAACCUCGUCAACUCGUGUUUACUUGAAUCACACUUCAUGAUCUUCCGCCCGUCAACACUUGCUGCGUGUGUUGCGAUGAUGGCUCUGAACGAGAUGGGUGAACUGGAACAGAACGACAAGACUUUGCGACAGAUUUUGUUUUUGACUUCAACCAAGCCUGAGAUUUACAACCAGUGCACCGACGAUCUGAAGCGUAUCCGCAUCAACGUUACACCUGCGUUGUAAAGUGCCCCAGCACUUGCUCGAGAUCACACACGUUCGUACGUAUUCAAAACACCUGUAUACUCGUAUAGCGUGUAUGCAUGUGUUUAGAAUUUUAUAGGUCUGCUCUGGUUGAUGUGCCUUCCCAGAGAGGUCGAACUUAACGAGAACUACUAUUACUAUGUCAUCAUUGACUUUUAUUAAAGGACUCUUAUAAUAAUCGACCAGAUAACCGAAAAAUAUCAUAUAUUUACAGCAUGAAUGUAUGUACUUUGGCAUAGUUGCUACCGUGUGUGUGAAGGGAUGAUGAUUAGUACAAUUACACAUCACCCUGAAUGCUUCAUCAAACAGGCUAGGCGUGAACAUUUCUAGACACUUUCCUCUCAGAUAUGCUUAUGAAUUAUUUUUCAUAGUUCAUGCAGUUUAGACACAUAUCCACCCUACAUUGAUGUGUCUAGACACUUUUCUCUUAGAUAUGCUUAUGAACUAUUUUUCAUAUUUCAUGCAGUUUAGACUCAUAUCCACCCUACAUUGGUG